Plectropomus leopardus (leopard coralgrouper) is the source of this 3838-nucleotide messenger RNA. It is a transcript of the gene arhgdig, whose product is annotated as Rho GDP dissociation inhibitor gamma. NCBI's taxonomy places the organism in Eukaryota, Metazoa, Chordata, Actinopteri, Perciformes, Serranidae. Gene Ontology annotation, biological process: Rho protein signal transduction. Gene Ontology annotation, molecular function: protein binding; Rho GDP-dissociation inhibitor activity. The record is from RefSeq and is a predicted model, not a curated record. Gene Ontology annotation, cellular component: cytoplasm; cytosol; membrane.
CAACAUUUUUUUUUUAUUAUUUCCUCCCGGGAGGAGAUGCUCGUCUGACCCCCACCACCUCCUCCGCCUCCGCGUUUGCCUUCCAAUCCAAGACUUUUGUGGAUGGUCUCUUCUUUAACCCAUCCUUGUUCUGCUACUUUGUUGCUACCUGUGGAGGUUUCCCCGGUUUUCUCUCUUGCCAGCCGUCGCACAGAGUGCAGCCCCGCAGAGAGGCACCAUGCUGGGAUUGGACGUGUGUGAGUUUGGGGGUCAGGUGCUGGAGCUGCUGUGGUUAACUAUGUGCUACAGAGGUCUAAUGGGUGACAAGAAGGAUUUGUAUUUGGAGGAUGAAGAGGACGACAGAAACCUAAACUACGUUGCUCCGGUCCAGAAAACUUUGGAAGAGAUUCAGCAACUGGACAAAGAUGACGAGAGUUUGGUCAAGUACAAGCAGACCCUGCUGGGGACGACUCCCAUGCUGGCAGACCCCAAUGUGCCUAACGUCCAGGUGACCAGACUGACCCUGCUGUGUGACGAUGCUCCGAAACAAAUCACCAUGGACCUGACAGGAGAUCUGAGCGCUCUGAAGGAGAAGACUUUCUGCUUAAAGGAAGGAGUGAUGUACAGACUAAAGAUACACUUCAAGGUGAACAGAGAAAUCGUUUCUGGCUUGCGGUACCAUCAUUCGACCACGAGAAAAGGAAUAACAGUGGACAAGGUGUCGUACAUGGUGGGAAGUUACGGCCCGAAGGCAGACGAGAUCGAGUUUCUAUGCCCGUUUGAGGAGGCACCCAAAGGCAUGAUAUCGCGCGGCCACUAUCAGUUCAAGUCCCGCUUCAUCGAUGACGACAAGAUUGUCUACUUGGAGUGGGAGUGGAACCUGGACAUCAAAAAUGACUGGGACGAAUAGAGUGAGAGAGAUGAUGCUACUCUUCCCUUUUUCACCCCCUUUUUUUUCUCCUUUCACCCUCUCCUGUCUCGACCUGUGAAAGGAGGCUCUCCUUCUCCUCCUCUUCCUCCUUUUUCUCCUCUUUUACCUUUUCUUCCUUGUCUUUAAUGCAGGUGUCCUGACGGGGACUUUCAAAGAAAAGAGUGCCCCCUCUCUCUGCCUUCUGUCCCUGCAUUUAUGUCCUUCUUCCAGAUUCUUCUAGAUCUAAAAACCCAUCCAUCCACAGCUGUCCACAUGACGAAGCUUUUGAGAUGUUUCCCUUUACUUUUACUUUCCUUUGUCCCGCCCUGCCUCCACGUAUCAGCAGUGGAGGGUCUGCAGAAGCAGUUUGUGGCACAAAAGGAAAUACAAUAAAUACAAACACUACAUAAUUACAAGUGAUAUCUGUAAAACAGACUUCCCCAAAGAGAAGAGGUGAAAUAUUUAAACUAAGUGCAUUUGGAUGCUCAGUAGGAACUAGUGUUUUAGAUAAGACCAUACUAACCGAGACCAAGACUUGACUGAGACCAGAGUAUGCUGAGACCAAGACAAGACCAAGAUGUGUGUACAAUGUUCCUCUGAUUGAUAUGAAGGGUGGCAGACGUUAUCAGUGACAAAAACAGCAAACUGCAAAUGACGUACAUGAUUGGCUGGAUUUUUAGAUCCAGUCACUGUAAUUAUGUUAACAAAUAAAUAUGUUGUGAUCUCGAUUAAAAAUCCAGAGUCUGCUACGUCCGAGACCCUCUAAAAGUGGUCUCGAGACCAAGACCGAUCUCAAGUACCACAACACUAGCAGGAACUCUGGAUUCACAUGUCACAACAUUUGUUAAAAAGUUUAGAAAUAAAAGAGUAACACCAAAAACACACCAAGUUCAUGUGUCUUAUGGGGGGAAGAGAUUCUUUUAUACCAUUAGUCAACAUGUGACAGGGGUCAUAGGAGUCUGCUUGCUAAUGCAGGUACUGCUGCAAAAAGUUAAACUAUCCCCAACUUUUAGUUUGGAGGCACUUUCUGCAGAAUCACAGGGCCGCAGCUCGAGCAGCCGCUGCAGCUUUCCAUAGAUGUUGCAUGGCAACUGGCUGCAGGACACAUUUCAUUGCAUCUUGGUGUGUUUUUGGCAUAAAAGAGGGCGCAGAGGGGAAUGACAUGAGGCAAAAAUACUGUGUGACGACAAGCAGCUCACGGAGGCCUUAAAACUCUGAGGACACAUACAUGGUCCACACAAAUGAGCAAAUUUAGCUGACCCCUUCCAUUUCACUUCUGCUCAUGACAAACACAGCAAAGCUCGAGCUGAACAUGUUUGUGUGCAUUAGCACAUUUAUUUAUGACACGUUGUCAUUCAGCUCCCUUAAAACUCGCAAGUUUCACAAUCAAAACAGCUGUCUCAUACUAGGCACGUUACAACAUCCUCUGAAGAACGCACGUUCAGUAUGUUCAAAAAGGUAGCGUUUUUGCAUACUUGUGUGGACCGUGUUUGUGCAAUUGUGUCUGAUUGCUGCAUUUUGUGCCGAAACGUACACUUCUUCUCUUAGUCACAACUCACAUAUUUUUGAUUCAGUGUGACUUACAGGAUCUCCAGGGUAUCAUUAUCUCUGAUGUCCAUCAUGUUCAUAAAUCUACUCAAAAAUCACUGGGAAGAAAUGAUAUUUUAACUCCAGAACUUCUCUGAGCAUCAUCAUGUUUUUAAGUUUUCUUCAAAAUUUAUUCAGUGAUAGUUUUCUGUACAACCAUGAAAAAACUGCAAACAGGAACUGAUAAGAGCUAAUUUCUUUAAUGGAUCCAGUUUGCAAAAAUGUAUGUGUAUUGGCAAAAGAGAAAACUGGCCCUUAACCACCGGCAACUUUAUACUCUCAGCUAUGAGAGCUGUAGUCCCAAAAUUUAGAGCAUGAUUAUCCCCCAAAUAGAGUCGAGACAAAGACUGAUAAAAUGGAGUUACAUAAUCCUUUUGUUUUUGUCUUUGGGGGAGCACAAACUGUCGGUCACUCAUCAUUUUAUUUUAUAAUUACAAAUUUUCUGAGAAAAACAGAUUGAUAGUAAAAAUACAUGAAGAAUUCUACAGGACAGAAAGUAAUGUUUUAGAAUCCUUUAAUAAGAUCACACUCUAAUUAUCCAAAUAUUGUCUUUUCAAAUCAAUCAAACUGGUUUAAAAAGAUGAGUCACCUCUUCUCACGAAGUGCACUACAUGCAUCAACAUCGAUCAAACUUGGACGUGGUGUUUUUUAACGUUUGCUCUCAAAACAUCAUUUUUCUCGAGUCUUUUGUGGAGCGUUUCAUCAGAGCAGACCAAUUAAAGACUGUAACUGAACUGUGCAUAUUGUAGAAAGAGAUGCAUGUCUGUAAUGUAGGAUUUGAUACUAUUCAUUCCGUAAAAAUGAAAAACCGGCCCUUUCUAAACCUCUCUCAUAAACCAAGGACAAAGAUGUGAAUAAAAUCUGCUUUGAACAUUAAUGAAACAUUUUACGAUGGUAGCUGAAAAAUGGAGUACUUGCUGAGAAGUAUAAGGGAUGAAUUAUUUUCCCUGAAAAAAAAAAAAGAAAUAUUAUCGUGUUGAGUCUUUGGAUAUGAUAUCGUCAUUGUUGCUGAACAUACUGAACACUGAAAUACCAUUUGAAAUGUUCGUGAUCUAAGACUAACUGUAAAUGUUGGCUUGUUGGGUGUUGCAUGGUUUAGCGAGAUUCUCUCUUCCUUUUUUUACAACUUUAUUGUAAAAUUUAAUGUGAUGACAAAAAAAAAGAUACUGACGCAAUAUCCAGAUGUCAAUGAUUGCCAUAUACUGCAGAUACAGUUAUUUACAGGGAUAUUUUUAAAGGCACAGACAGCUGGAAACAGUCGUCUGUGUUUGAAGCUCCAGCCUGUAACGAUCAAGUGCUGCAUCCUCAAAAUAUUGGUGUCAAAUCUAGUAUCCUGUAUCUUUUAAUAAAGGCAAUUCAAAC